This is a messenger RNA of Oryzias latipes (Japanese medaka), 1406 nucleotides long. RefSeq names its product TNF superfamily member 13b (gene tnfsf13b). Gene Ontology annotation, biological process: immune response; positive regulation of B cell proliferation. The record is from RefSeq and is a predicted model, not a curated record. Lineage: Eukaryota; Metazoa; Chordata; Actinopteri; Beloniformes; Adrianichthyidae. Gene Ontology annotation, molecular function: receptor ligand activity; tumor necrosis factor receptor binding. Gene Ontology annotation, cellular component: membrane.
AGCGGAAGAACAGAGGGGAAGCUGUUCUGGCUGGUAUUUGCUGUGCGCAGUGCCUCCGACGAGGCUGGAUGUGACCACUGCAGAGCGAAAACGAAAGUCAGGGAAAGAACUGCAGAAAGGAGUUGAGCGGCUUUGUGGACUCUUAAUUAAAAUCCAAGACAGAAGAAAACAUCCGCGGAAGCUACCUUAGAAAAAAGGAAACAGGAUUCAUGCGUCUGAUGUGAGCUCUGUGGAGGUUUAAUGCUCUCCUGCCAUGGCAGCCUUGGCAGGUGUGGAGACGGGAAGUGGUUCAGGUAGGCUGUCCAGGCCAGUGUAUCUGCUCACCUUGGUGGCCGUCACUCUAUCCUCCCUUUCAGUUUUGGCUUUGUACCAGUUAGUGGCUCUUAGAGCUGAAGUAAAGGAACUUAAAUCAGACAUCAGUCGCAGGAGAGGGGAGGGACAAGAGGUCAGAGGUCAUACUGAGCACAUCAGCAGCAGAAGAAGCUACCAAGAGCCUCAGCAACAAUCUGGGUUUCAAAAAUCCUUUGGCCUGAUGAGGAUCAGGAGGACAGUGACUGACACAACAGUUUCUCAGUCCUGCCUGCAGCUUUUAGCAGACAGUAGCAGAAAAACCUUCAGGAAAGCACUUUCCUCAGGCUCGUACACAGGAAUUCCUUGGCAGGUUGGGCUGAAAAGAGGAGAGGCUCUUGAUGUGGAGGGAGACCGCAUCGUUGUCAGAGAAGAAGGCUUCUACUUUGUGUACAGUCAGGUCUAUUACAUGGACAGCACCUUCACUAUGGGCCAUGUGGUGAUCCGGUGGAAAAUUAACGUUGUUGGAAAUGAGGAUCCAGACGUGCAUUUGUUUCGCUGCAUCCAGACCAUGGACUCUGUCUACCCCUUCAACACCUGCUACACAGGAGGUAUUGUAAAGCUGGAAGUGGGAGACUACCUGGAACUCCUGAUUCCUCGGCCCACAGCCAGCGUGUCUUUGGAAGGAGAUUCCACCUUUCUCGGGGCUUUGAAGCUAGUCUAAAGCUCUACCUGAAAUUGAGCUUUAGACAAAUGCAAAGCAGCACCUGGAAGAGACUAUGCACAAAUUCUGCUGGUCUGGCUUGAUCUUUCAGACAGAAGAUGUAGAGAGGGAUUCUACGACACUGAUAUGACGGGAACAACCAAUUGCUCAUUUUUUUCACCUCAAGUUAGCCGAAAUCAUUUCUCUGUAGAUAAACACAAUUGCAAAAUUGAACAUAUAACUGUUAUUUUUGCCUUAGCAUUCAUAAAUUAAAUAAAUCAGAUAUCACAAUGUAAUAGUUUUUUUCCUUAUAUUUUCUUAUUCUGUCAAAUUAAAUUCAGCUUUUUAAACUUCUUGUUUUCACAUGUAUGCCAUUAUAACAUUCUCAUGCAAUAAAGAGACAAACCCUGUAACC